GCCAUUUAUCGUCAACGAUAUUUCAUUGCUGUCGAGAGGAACUUAUUUGUUAUUCAAAGAUGACGUAAUCUGACAAAUUAUGGUUAUAUUUGAGCUAUUUUUUCCAAUUUUUAUAUAAAUGAUUUUAUUUUGUGGACAAAUAAAACAAAUAAAGUGUUUUAUUUGCCAACAUUGUAUAUAUUGGAAGUCUUUUUUUAUUUACGUUAUUUCUGAAAAUCGACUCCAAUAUAUUGACUUUUAUAAUACAUUUACCUUGAUUGUUCCUAUUCCACUCUGAGAGAAAUAUUUACGAGAAGCCUAGUUUAUUCGGCAGACUUGGUUGCCUCCCUGAGCUGUGACCCGUGUGUCGGGCAGCAGAUCCGGCGAGCUUGCGGCCGGGUCCGAUGGCGCUGGUACAGACGCUGAGCUCGGCUGGUCCCAUGUCGCCUGGCGGAGGCGGUGGCGGCGGCCCGUCCGGUCUCGUCGAGCCGCCGCUGGUCGCUGCGUCCGCGCCGGCGGCGCCGGCGCAGCCGGAGCCCGAGGAGCCUGUCAUCGACAUCGUCAUCAACAACGUGGUGUCCAGUUUCAGCGUCAGCUGCCACCUGGACCUGAAGCACAUCGCGCAGAACGGCCACAACGUCGAGUACCGGCGGGAGAACGGGAUGGUGACGAUGAAGAUGCGGCGGCCGUACACCACGGCUUCUAUGUGGUCCUCCGGUAAGAUCACGUGCACGGGCUCCACAUCAGAGGCCGAGGCGCGCGUGGCCGCCCGCCGCGUGGCGCGCUAUCUGCAGAAGGAGCUCAGCUACCCGGCGCGAUUCCGAAACUUCCGCGUGGUCAACGUGCUCGGCACGUGCACGAUGCCGUUCAGCAUCAAGAUCGCCGACUUCUCGCAAAAGUACCCUCGCAUCGCCUGUUACGAGCCGGAGCUUCAUCCGGGCGUCACGUACCGCAUUAACCACCUCAAGGCCACUCUGAAGGUGUUCUCCACGGGCAGCAUCACAGUCACAGCGCCGUCUGUGAGCGCCGUCCAGCAGGCCAUCGAGCACAUCUUCCCGCUGGUGUACGAGUUCCGCAAGGACAAGUCGCCGGAGGAGGCGGCCGCGGCGGCGGCGGCGCGCGCGCGGCAGCUGGCCGAUUCGGACCUCGAGCUGGACGACAGCUCGGACGGCUCGGACGACUGACGGCCGCCGACCGGCCCCUCGCCACAUAGCUCUUUCGCCCCGAGCCAAAGAGGCGGCCGCGGCGGCGCUAGUCAGAGGCGGCCGACCGCCGCCCCCGCCGCUGCAGCUCGACAUUAGGGCGGCCGUCGGCGCCACCAACCAGUGUCUUCACGGUGCCGCGCGCGCGCUCAGUUGUUCUUUUUUUUUUACUUUGUGAUACGGGCAGUGUGGGCGCGCGUGCCGCCGGACGCUGUGGCCUCAGGGUGAGCCCGCCGAACUGGAAGGCCGACAAACGGGCACAGAGGCAUUCUCAGACGACGUGUUUGUUAUUGGACGUGUGAGUGCGAUGUGUUGUGCGCCCGGAGACAGCGCCACUAUCUCAGUGCCGGCGCAGCGCGGGUGCGGCGCCGUCCGAAGCCCGGCACACCGUUCCAGGGGUCGGCCGGCUGCCGGCACCGCUCGCCCGGCCCAGAGCUUCCGCCGUCCGCCGGCCGGCGUGAGACCAACGCGUGCCAGUGUGUACGUGCGCGUGCGUAUUGUGUGCGUAUGAAGCCGCCUGGCGACCACGUACUAUAGUGCAUGUCUGUCGGCUGUCUCUCGGCUGUUGUUUGCAUUCACGACGCUGUUGUGCUGUCCUAUCUUUAAGUUACUUUUCGUUUUGUUUGAUGUAAUAUCGCUUGCUUGUUCACUGAGACCGACGAGUUUACCAAGGGCCGCCUCAGCCGAGACCUGCCCUACUCCAAGCCAGUCCAAAGUCCAUAUUCUCGACUAGGUCCUUGUCCUCCACGUAGCCAGUCUGAGUGUCACCUCAGUCAUGGGACCUGCUCCUUUCUCUAGCCAGUCUAGCCGAGUUGCCGUUUGAUCCAUUCGCGUUCGUUUGCGCACCGAACGCUUAGUCGAAUCCUACAAAGAAGUGGCUGAUUUUCGUACAUCGUUCACCGGUGCUUUGUGAGGCACGCGUAAUAUUGUUGGCAAUACACUGUGUCACCAGUUCAA
Amphibalanus amphitrite is the source of this 2138-nucleotide messenger RNA. Its product is annotated as TATA box-binding protein-like 1. The record is from RefSeq and is a predicted model, not a curated record. The coding region runs from base 384 to 1163 and encodes 259 amino acids. Gene Ontology annotation, molecular function: DNA binding; general transcription initiation factor activity. NCBI's taxonomy places the organism in Eukaryota, Metazoa, Arthropoda, Thecostraca, Balanomorpha, Balanidae. The transcript has 5 exons. Gene Ontology annotation, biological process: DNA-templated transcription initiation.